CCGGGAUGCUAAAGUAAUGUUUAAAGAUUCCAUGGGCAUGAGAUGAGGCUAGAUGACGACUGCGAUCGAAGAAUAAUGGGAUGGAAUGGCGCGGCAGGAAUCGGGCUGGAGGAUGGAGGAGGAGGAGGAGGGAGAGAGGAGGAGAAGAAGGCAUAUAUUUAUGUAUGGGGGACGCAGAGGCGAGGCUGGGAUGGAUGCAUUGCCCCCGCCAAGAGCAGCCUGGCCCAGGAGAGAAAAGUAGCGUGGCCGCCUGCUGGUCGUCCCGGAGCGGAGGCUUUCCAAGUGGAGGCAGUAGAGCGAUUCAAAACAGGUGUAGUAAUACUCAAAAGGGUCGAGUCACGGCGCAUUUCUUUCUCUCAUUGUAGACAGGAUAGUAGGUGGCACUGCGAACGAGAGUCAAGGUUGCAUGAUGAUGGUGAUGAUGAGGAGGGUGGCGGAAUGAUACGGGCUUCUGUUUCUGAAUGAUAUGCUGAUGUGAUUGCUGGCCUGCAAUUAUCUAAACUGGCCGCAGUAGCACUGCAGCAACGAUUGCCUCUACGUGCGAGCAAGAUUUGGCAAAUACGUCUGUUGUCGGCUGGCUGGCCACUGCCAUCUAUUUCGCGGUGCUGCCAGAGAGCCAUGAUCACGAGAUGAAGGCCCCCUCUCUGCACCUACAGGAAGCAGCCCAACUGUUGUACUAUACUGAAGCGAGAGGGUAGGCGUGAAAGGAAAGGAAGGAGAGCAGGAAAGAGGCGACGCAUUGCGGACGUUUCAGCACCUCCUUAUAAAUUGGGACCUGAAGUGAGCCAAGCAAGUCGGCGUACAAAAUGGCGCGAUUCGAGGAAGGUGCACAAGCAUGAGAAACCGGAGGCGGUGCUAGACUGCCAUUGGAGAAACCGAUGGACUGAGCUUUUGGCAGUUGCACGAAACUCUUCCUUUCAACGCAAAGAGAGAGGAAAGGAGGUGGCGAGAGCAAUAUCGAGUUGCGAUUCGAAAGGGAAAAUUUUCAACUUGCGUUUGUCCGAUCAGCUGAUUGAUGGGAAAUUUUUAUUAUCGUACUCAGGUUCAUGCGCAAUGAAAAAAGACUCCAAAUCAAUCGGGAUAAAGUCUUCAUUUCUAGCGGUCGAGGAUUGUUUUCUAUUGUCUAGCUGCCGGAGGUUUACAAACUCGUGGACGCACAUUUCAGUCUUCGAGAGUAUGGAACUGUCGAUUUAAUGAACUCUACUGUGCAAGAAUCGACACUGCAGGCGAUGCCUCCAAUCCACCUACCGACGAGUCAGUCUCUAGCUGGUCCAUUAGAGAGGCUGUCUUUAAGCAGGGUGGACUCCACUGCGAGUCUUUCGCAGAUUGAGCUGGACAGUGUGAAGCUGGGGGUCGAAGGAUGGGCUAGCUUAUCUGCUGGUGUAGGUUCCCAGCGAAACUUACAGGAGUACUUCCAAGAGUCUACGGCGGCAGAUGAGGAUUCUCACCUCGUGGAGUUCUCCGAUGCACUUCAAACUGUCGCGAGGGCCUUAAGGCAAGUCGCAGACAGUAAAGCCCGUACUCAGGAUGAGGCCGCUGAGUGGAAGCGAAAGUACGAACUUGAGGUCGUGCGGUGCCAGCAUCUUAGACAAAGUAUUGCCAAACUCUCAAGUAAUAAUCAAGAUGUACAACAUGAUGGGCCAUCGAAGGCGGCUGUAGCUGAUUCUGCAGAUCAACAGGAUUCAGAUUCACCAAAUGGCAUGCACAGUCCACCAAAUGGCAACGGAGUUUGUUGUUCAAAAGAAGGAAUAUGUAGUCAGCAAGUUAUUCGAGAGCAAGGCACUUCAAACUCCACUCCUGAAUCUGAAAAUCCUAGCGACAAGAGGUUAUCUUCGGAAAAGGCAUCAUUUCGAUUGGCUUGGGGCUGCAACGGCAAGAGUAGCAGACGGCAUAAACACGAUGUUGUUUCGUUUGAGUCUGGGAAUAUCACCACCGCUGUCCGUAGUAGCAAACAGAUAACCCUCCAGUGGGAUGCCCCACCUCAAUCCGUGUUCAUAUUAACGAAGCCGAAUUCUACUUCAGUAGCAAUAAUGUGCAAGGAGAUGGUGAGGUGGCUAAAGGAGGUGAAAAAUGUGCGCGUGUUCGUUGAAAAAAAUGUCAAGAAGGAACUUGUCGAGGAAAAUUCUUAUUUCAGCUUUCUCCAUGCUUGUGAGAGAGAUGAGGAGUUGAUGAUACUUCACACUAAAAUCGAUUUAGUCAUUACCCUUGGUGGAGAUGGGACAGUUUUAUGGGCAGCGAACAUGUUCAAGGGGCCAGUUCCACCUUUAGUAUCAUUUUCAAUGGGCUCCCUUGGUUUUAUGACACCAUUUCAAAGUGAACGUUACAAAGAGUGCUUAGACACCGUGAUGAAAGGUCCUGUUUUUAUUACUCUUCGUCAUCGGUUGCACUGUCGGAUCAUUCGAAAUAAAGACAAUGACGAGAAUGGUGACGAGGAUGACGACGUAGAUCACUUGGUUUUGAACGAAGUGUCAAUUGAUAGAGGCAUGUCUUCCUAUUUAACAAAUUUGGAGUGUUAUUGUGAUAAUUUAUUCGUGACCUCCGUUCAAGGGGAUGGUCUGAUAUUGUCUACUCCUUCCGGUAGUACGGCUUACUCCUUAGCCGCCGGAGGUUCUAUGGUCCAUCCUCAGGUACCUGGAAUCCUUUUUACCCCCAUAUGUCCUCAUUCUCUCUCUUUCAGACCCCUGAUCUUACCAGAAUAUGUCACUUUGAGGGUGCAGAUCCCAAUCAACAGUAGAGGUCAGGCAUGGGCAUCCUUUGAUGGUAAAGACCGUCAAAAGUUAAGUGCUGGGGAUGCACUUAUUGUACAUAUGUCGGCCUGGCCUGUCCCAGCGGCCUGUGAUGAAGAAUCCACCCACGACUUUUUGCGUAGUGUGAGGGAAGGUUUGCAUUGGAAUCUCAGAAAGAGUCAGUCGUUCGACGGGCCUCGAGAAGCGUUAGUUUACAGCAGUUAAUCCUUCAAAGGUGUACUCUUUAGUUGACUCUCUUUCUCCUGCUUGGAGAAGCCUCAUCAAAUAAAUGUUUCAGAAAAUCUCGUGGUAUGGCUAAUGCUCCAUCUUAGCCUUGUAAUUGUAGAGCAGAGCCCAGUUGGCCAGUUGGCCACGUUCAGGAAGAAUUACACAGCAUAUCGAGUAUUUGUGCCUCAAGUAGAAUCUUAUAUGUUUAUAGCCCUGUAUUUCGUGAUUUAUGAAUCUCAAGCAGAACCCCAGGCACCAGGUUAUAGGAUCGUCUAGCAUUUCGAUGCAAGUUUUUCGCAUGAAAGCUAAAAAAUCAAUUUAGUAACGUUGAUUUGUGUUGCAAAUUAACGAUGAUGAGAGGUACUCAGAAUGAGAAAUUUCA
This is a messenger RNA of Marchantia polymorpha subsp. ruderalis, 3336 nucleotides long. NCBI's taxonomy places the organism in Eukaryota, Viridiplantae, Streptophyta, Marchantiopsida, Marchantiales, Marchantiaceae. The record is from the annotation of a GenBank genome assembly.